Hevea brasiliensis (rubber tree) is the source of this 2646-nucleotide messenger RNA. RefSeq names its product probable inactive receptor kinase At2g26730. The record is from RefSeq and is a predicted model, not a curated record. Gene Ontology annotation, biological process: protein phosphorylation. The coding region runs from base 625 to 2508 and encodes 627 amino acids. The transcript is spliced from 2 exons. Gene Ontology annotation, molecular function: ATP binding; protein binding; protein kinase activity. NCBI's taxonomy places the organism in Eukaryota, Viridiplantae, Streptophyta, Magnoliopsida, Malpighiales, Euphorbiaceae.
AGUUCAAAAAUUUCAAUGGAAACGGUCAAGAAGUUACAGAUAGCAUCAAGAAGGAAGUUCCAGUUCACGAGAAAAGGCCAUGAAUUUUUCUCUACCCUCUAACUGGUCCUGUUAUCAAUAUUACAGAUAAAAAGAAUUCUAAACUGUAUAUAAACACUGGAUUUCUUGAAUAUAAACCUUACUUUAUGUUUAAAUGUAUAUAUUAUUUUUCUUCGUCUUCUAUGGGGAACCAAGAUCAGUGAGAAAGCUAUACUGUAUCAUACAGAAUAAUGCAAUGAUUAGUUUAUCGUUAAUAGAAUCUUCAAACUUUGUUGUUUAGUGAGAUGCCAACCUGAGAAAGACGUGCCAAUUCUAUUUCAGGACUUAUUCAAAGCUGCCGGCCCCUAAUUUGAACAUGUUGUUGGCAGAUUUCUGAGAGUACUUAUUAGCAGCCACAGCAAUGAUAUAACAAGCUUCUCUCUGUAAAGUCAGCCAAUUGGCACUCAAAAACUGGUUUAAGCAAAUAACAUCAUCUUUGUUGACUUCUCCUUGUUUUACAACUCAAAACCAGCCAGCCCCCACCCCAUAAAGAAGGAUACCAUUUUGUAGUAUCAUGUUCACACAAAUCAGUUACUUUUUCGAAAAAUGAAUCGAAUUCCCAUCUGUGUGCUUCCUAUUUUGAUCAUUCUUAUCUUUCCAGUGUCAAAUUCGGAAGAAGAAAAUGUGAGGAGGUCGCUGGUGCAGUUCAUGGAGAAACUUUCUGGAGGAAAUAUGCAGCAUGACCCGAAAUGGGGUUGGAGCAAUACUUCUGAUCCUUGCAAUGACACAUGGGCGGGUGUGACCUGUGACUCGAAAUCACAUACCGUAAAGAAAAUAAUUCUUGAUGAGUUCAAUCUCACUGGAACUCUUGACGCCAUUUCUUUGUGCUCGGCCCAGUCUCUUACUGUUUUGAGCCUGAAUCGGAAUAACAUUUCUGGCUUGAUGCCUAAAGAGAUAGGAAACUGCAAACACCUCACUCACUUGUAUCUAAGUGGGAACAAGUUAUCUGGCGACAUUCCCGACUCUUUUUCGCAGCUGAGUAACUUGAAAAGGCUUGACAUAUCCACCAAUAGCUUCUCUGGUCAGGUUUCAGGCCUGUCUCGGAUUUCAGGCCUGUUGUCAUUCCUUGCAGAAAACAAUCAACUUAGCGGGACAAUACCAGAUUUUGAUUUUUUCAAUCUUGAGAUCUUCAAUGUCUCCAACAACAAUUUUAGUGGACCGAUUCCUGAUGUCAAAGGCAAGUUCACUGUUAACAGCUUUUUAGGUAAUUCUGAAUUAUGCGGAAAGCCACUAUCCAAUUCAUGCCCGCCAUCAGCUCCUCCUCCUCCUCCUCCAUCGAAAACAGAGUCGAAGCGUUCAUCAAAAAAUGGGUUCCUUAUCUACUCAGGCUAUAUAAUACUUGCACUGGUUGUGGUGUUAUUAGUUUGUCUAAAAUUAAUUAGUAAGCACGAGCCUAAAGAAGAAAAGAUCGAUUCUAAGGAGGUGAUAACGGAUAUUAGCAGCAAACAUAGUGGUACUUCAGGUGAACUCAAGAAUACGGGGAAUAGAUCAGAGUAUUCAAUUACAUCAGCUGAAAGUGGAGUGGCUUCAUCAUCACUUGUGGUUCUUACAAGUUCUCUGGUGAACGAGUUGAGAUUCGAUGACUUGCUUCGAGCUCCUGCUGAGUUGCUUGGGAGAGGAAAACACGGAAGCCUAUACAAGGUGUUGCUUAAUGAUGGGGUGAUCUUGACUGUGAAGAGGAUCAAACACUGGGGCAUUUCCAAUGAAGACUUCAAGAAGAGAAUGGAGAGGAUAGACCGAGUGAAGCAUCCAAAAGUGUUGCCACCAGUUGCAUUUUACUGCCCGAAGCAAGAGAAACUUUUGGUGUAUGAAUAUCAGCCGAAUGGCAGUCUCUUCAAGCUUCUCCAUGGAUCCCAACUUGGGCAAGCAUUUGACUGGGGAAGCAGACUCAGUAUUGCAACUAGUAUUGCUGAGACCUUAGCAUUCAUGCACCAGGAAUUUCACGAAGAUGGGAUUGCUCAUGGGAACUUGAAAUCCACAAACAUCUUAUUUAACAGGAAUAUGGAGCCCUGCAUCAGUGAAUAUGGUCUAAUGGUGGUUGAAAAUCAAGACCAAUCAAUCCUUUCUCAAAUAGAUAGUUACAAACACAAUGUUCUGAGUAGAGAUAACAUAUAUAGCACAUUCAAGGUUGACAUCUAUGCCUUUGGUGUGAUUCUUCUUGAGCUUCUGACAGGGAAGUUAAUCCAAAAUAAUGGGUUUGAUUUGGCAAGUUGGGUGCACUCAGUCGUUAGAGAGGAAUGGACUGUUGAAGUUUUUGACAAGGCCUUGAUCUCAGAAGGUGCAAGCGAAGAGAGGAUGGUGAACUUGUUACAGGUAGCUUUGAAGUGCGUACAUCCUUCUCCAAAUGAAAGGCCAAACGUAACUCAAAUUGCUGUAAUGAUAAACGCAAUAAAGAAUGAAGAAGAGAGAUCCAUAAGCUCAGAACCAUGACUAAACAUUCCCAUGUAGGAAUUUUGCUUGUAAUUCUUUCAUAUCUGAAUCAAGAAUUGGUUUACAAUGUGUGUUGGAAAAUAACUCUUUCCUUCAAUCUAUAAUUUUGAUUAUUGCAUUUUUAAUUUUUCUUAUCAA